AGCCGCCGCGUCUGCCGAGCCGGUGCUCGGCGGGCAGGAUGAGAGGCAGCACCGGGAGCCACGUCGUGACCAUCGAGGAGCCCAAGACCAGCUUUCAAGGACUUCAGGAGUCAUGUGGCGAGAGGUCGCUGGCCAGGGGUUUGAUGUCCACCAAUCGGACAUACGAUUUCCUGUACGAUCCAUUAUUUAUUGUGUCAAGUGAGCGAGACCAUGCACAAGCAAAUAUUCAAGCCACCCUGGUUCGAAGCAGACUGAGGAAGGUCCCGAGCUUCAGCUCCAUGUUCAGCAGCCUGGUGCAUUGUCCGAGGUAUUCUCUGUAUUGGAGCAAGUCGGAUCCCGUCCCGCCAUUCUUCCGUCGACAAUGGAAGGGACAAGCCGAGAGAGCCCGAGAAGCCCCCCGGCAGCUUGCUGUAACAGAUGCUUCUUUCCAGAUGACUGAAGAAGUUUACCAAGAUCCUGACGUUACUGGAAGGAAUCGUUAUAAGUUCUUUGACAGGCCCGUUCUUCCAUUUCAACAGAUGAUAUUCAAUGUUGUUUAUGCAAGAUCCAAGGUAGAACCAUUUAUUUUCUCUCCUGCUUCGACAAAGCGUGCAAGCAUUCCUACCAAGUCUAACGUGGGCACUCAGACUGACUACCGGGAUGCUGAUGUUCAAACAGACCCGUACUCUCCGGAGUACGUGGUCUGUCAGGACACCGUUCCUGAGCUCUUGACCCUGGCCACACUGACUUGGGGCCGCGGCCUCCCCGCAGGACAGGCCGAGGUGGAGAUGAUAGAGCGGGCCCGGGAGAAGCGCAGCUGGGAAGCUACUCUGCCCCAGCUGAGCGACACGGCCCAGUUUGAGAAGAGGAGGAAGAUGAUGGAUGCCAUGGAGAGGAAGGAGUGGGCCUUCCGAGAGCAGGAGAUCGAGAAACUGCAGGAGCUACGCCUGGAGGUGUUGAAGGAGCUGUUGAAGAAGCGCGAAGAGAACCAAACUGAGCUGGACAUGAAGCACUUGAACGCCCAGUGGUGUAGACUGCAGGAAGCCAAGGAGGCGAAAGUGGCCUAUAUCCAGCGCAAACACGUAUCAGCAAUGAGAAAGAUUAUGAGGCAGGGGAAGAACAUAGAGGGGAAGCUGGAGAGAAGAGAUAUCAUCAAGGACUACUCUGACUAUGCGUCUCAGGUCUACGGACCGCUCGCUCGCCUUGGUCGCUUCCCAGACAACGCUGAGGACUUUGUGGUCAAGAACCGCUAUCUCAACACCUACGAAGGAUUAGUGGAACUCGAGUCAUGUCUCCCCGAUUUUGUGACACAACCGAGAAUCAAGCCUCCCAAACCAAAAGUCAUGACCACCAAAGCUGGUUUUCUGAAGAGGGAAGCAAGGAUGGACUACGAAUUGGCAGAGGUCCAUAAGGUUCUGCUGGACAGGAAGAAUAAGGUUCCAGAGCCAAAGAAACCCCUGCGUUUCCUUCAGAGCAAGCCGCUCCCGCAGGCCCGAAUUCCAACUCCAACCUUGGAAAUGAGCUCCUAUGAGGAAGGAGAAAUAGAAAUGGCCGUGACCUACUUGCAAAAAUUAAUACGGGGCAGAGCCGUGCAGAAUAUGAUGUUUGAAGGGAAGGAGAAGCGACUGGAGUUGAUCCAGGAGCUGCGCACCAGCCACGCGCUGCAGGAAGACGAUAAGCUGGUGAAGAAAGCAGAGAAGCAAGUGACGCUGGCCCUGCAGAGGCAGAGGAACUUGCACGAGCACAAGGUGUCACUGAUAGAAGGCCAUUUGGCUGGAGUGGAAGGAAAGGCGCUGGCGGACAUGUUUGACUUCCUGUCCAAAGAGCUGGUGAGGCUGCAGGAGGAGAGGAGGGUCCACGCCUUCGCCAUGCUGGCCGAGCGCCAGCGGCGCAUGCGGGAGGCCGAAGAGAGCGGGCGGCGCCAGGUGGAGCAAAGGCGCUUGCGACAGGAGGACCAGAUAUUUAAGGAGGUUGUUAAAAUUCACCAAAGUACUGUGACCUCCUAUCUGGAAGACAUAAUACUGAGCACAGAAGAGAGUACUGCAGAAGAACAAGCCAGAGAGGAAAUCGAGAGGAUUGCCGAGGAAAUCAACGACAUCGCUUACGAGAUGGAAAGCCGUCGAACAUAUCUUCAGUCAGAGGAGAUUGUUGCCGAGUUGGUUUAUAGUUUUCUGAUUCCAGAGGUGCAAAAAGACUUUGUCAAAACAAAAGUGAGGAACGCCCAGCAGAAGCACAUUCUUGCUGCGCACCAGGUCAUCCACAGCCACACGGAAACCAUGGUCCAGCAGAACGCCAGCGAGUACCAGCAGAGUGAGGUCCCUGGCCCCAACGGCUCACCCCCAGAAGAAGCCCCCCAUCAGGAAAACAGCUAGGGGGAGCUUGACUUCCACCCACAAGGAAACGGAAGAGGAAAAUCGCCAUUUAACUCCGCGUGAACGGAUUGCCAGUUGCUUAAAAGAAGGAAGCAUUUCCAUUGAAAUCGGCAUACUUCAUCCAGGGCCGGCGGGCAGAGCUGGAGUUAGCUGGUUUUAUAGCAGAUGGGUUUUGUGGUCUAGAAAACGGAUCUGGGUUAUUUUGUGAGUCCUUUUUCUAAAAAUUUAAAAUUUUUUUUUAGCAGGUAACUGUACUCUGUCACAAAUAAAAUGUCACAGACUGCAUGAGCAUUGUUUUAAGGGCGUGUUCUCACAGCGGUGGAGGCGGUGGGCUGGGGUCAUUGCGCUAGCCGCAAGCCCAGCCCGCAGCCCAGAGCCGCCCACUUCCGCCUCGGCCUUGGUUGCAGGGCCCAGCAAGGGGCGGCGCGAGGCUCAGGCCUACACUCAUGUUCACAGAGCACACUCCAUAUUCGGCACCAAUCUGCUCAGCAAGAUGUAAGAUGGGGGCAUAAUUUCCAGUUGCUUCUUCCUGCAGAAGCUGUUGCCACACCAUACAGGGCACAGAGCUGUUUUCUCUACCCCUUCCCCACUACAGCACUCAGGUGCAGCAAAAAGACAUUUAUAUAGGAUGGGUACAACCCGAGGGUUUAUGACCCUCCCAUCCCAGGGGCCAGAAUCUUACAAUAAUAAUCCCAUCGAUAUAGCUACCUGGAGGCCCACAGUGGAUUUGCCCAGUUCCAAAAGUGAGCGCACUAAGGAACAUCCAAAGCUGUAAUUUCCUGUUGGCCACUAUUUAGUGCAUUCAUAUUUCUCUCCAGUCCACAUGCACUUUACCAGCCAGGGGUCAUUCUUACCUGGAGCAGUUGAAGUUGCUUGGUAACGUAGUUGACACACACCACAUUUCCCAGGUUACCAGGAGAACAGAGUCAACUAAGAAGGGACAUGAACCCUCUCCCUGUCUUGGAGGAGGGUCACGUUCUCCCCGAGUGUUCUUACCCCAGGAGAACAUCUGUCUUGCCAUUGAGAGGCUCUGCCUCUAACAGUAUAGACCCUUAGACAUAAUUUCUCUUCCUUUGCGGGAGCUCUGUUGGAAUCUCAAUCUUCAAUCAAAGUUGGAGAUUGUGAAAGGAAGGUCAAUAUAAGGUAAAGAGGAGAACUAAAGACUUGAGAGAAAACAGGCACACAAAUUUUCAAUGUCAAAUUGUGGCUGUACAUUACAGCAGAAAAUCUUUCAUCUUUCAUUAAUAAUGAAGCAACCAAGCUGGGUUGUAGUGGCAUAAUCCUGUCCCAAGUUCUUGAUGAGGCUGAUCCCAGGAAUUUGAGACCAGCCAGGGCAAUAUAGUGAGGCCCUGACUUAACCACAAAAAUAAUGAAGUGACCUUUGAAAUCAUUGUAUAAACCACAUGUUUACAUGCAAUACCAUCUAUUACUGUAAAACAUAAAUUUGUGAUAAAAGUAAGCAUAGAGUUGUAAUGCCAUUUUCUGACAUGCAAAUUGAAUAAAAUUAGUAAUUUAUACAGUUUGAA
This is a messenger RNA of Jaculus jaculus (lesser Egyptian jerboa), 3877 nucleotides long. It is a transcript of the gene Cfap91, whose product is annotated as cilia and flagella associated protein 91. Lineage: Eukaryota; Metazoa; Chordata; Mammalia; Rodentia; Dipodidae. The transcript is spliced from 17 exons. The record is from RefSeq and is a predicted model, not a curated record. Bases 39 to 2351 code for a protein of 770 amino acids.